AUUACAACGCAUCUGCGUCCUUCUUCGGCACUGCAACGUGUCCUAUUCAUUAGACCUCAUUGACGCAAGCUUAUAAUUGUACUAAAACUCGUUUGGGCUGUCAGCAAAAUGCCUUUGACGUUUGAGCUGUGUCCUGGUAGGAUGAUCGGAGGGGAUCAUCCAUGUUUUGUUAUUGCUGAAAUUGGACAAAAUCAUCAAGGAGACAUUGAGAUAGCCAAGAAAAUGAUCAAAAUGGCAAAGGACUGUGGUGCUGACUGCGCCAAGUUCCAGAAAAGUGAGCUGGAGCACAAGUUUAACAAACGUGCAUUAGAGCGUCCUUACAAGACCAAAAACUCAUGGGGAGAUACCUAUGGGGAACACAAACGCCACCUGGAGUUUAGCCAUGAGCAGUACAGAGAGCUGCAGAAGUAUGCAAAGGAAGUGGGGAUCUUCUUCACUGCUUCGGGGAUGGAUGAGAUGGCGGUAGAGUUUCUCCAUGAGAUUAACGUACCUUUCAUCAAAGUGGCCUCAGGAGACACCAACAAUUUUCCUUAUCUGGAAAUGGUCGCCAAGAAAGGACGUCCCAUGGUGGUGUCCACUGGAAUGCAGUCCAUGGAGACGAUACGUCGAGCGUACAAGACAGUGAAGGAUCAUAACCACAACUUUGCCAUCCUACAGUGUACCAGCACCUACCCUCUUGAGCCUCAAGAUGUCAACCUCAGAGUGAUCGCAAAAUACCAGAAAGAAUUUCCUGAUAUUCCAAUUGGGUAUUCCGGCCACGAGUCUGGAAUCAUUGUUUCAGUGGCGGCUGUUGCCAUGGGGGCAAAGGUUGUAGAGCGUCACGUCACACUGGACAAGACUUGGAGGGGAAGUGACCACGCAGGUUCUCUGGAGCCCUCUGAACUGGCUGAGAUGAUUCGGUCCAUCCGAUUGGUGGAGCUCGCACUGGGAACUGGAAUCAAGACGAGGUUACCCUGCGAGGAGCCGUUUCACAGAAAGCUGGGGAAGUCUGUGGUGGCCAAGGUGAAGAUCCCCAAAGGAACUGUCCUCAGUCCAGAUAUGUUGGCAGUGAAGGUGGCAGAGCCCAUGGGCGUAGCGGCUGAGGACAUCUUCCAGCUGGUUGGCAAAACUGUCACUAAGGAUGUCGGUGAAGAUGAGAGCAUCACACCCGAGGUGGUGGACGGCCUUUAGAUAUUUUCCAAAAUAUCUCUCAUCGUUUUGGGAGGGGAUUUCUCCCACAACGUAGCAAGUUGUUACCGUAUAAUCAUUGUUCAGAAGUCAGCAGCUUGUAUGAAAUGUUACAAAUUGUGAAUGGAA
Syngnathus acus (greater pipefish) is the source of this 1296-nucleotide messenger RNA. RefSeq names its product sialic acid synthase-like. The transcript is spliced from 6 exons. Lineage: Eukaryota; Metazoa; Chordata; Actinopteri; Syngnathiformes; Syngnathidae. Gene Ontology annotation, molecular function: N-acylneuraminate-9-phosphate synthase activity. The coding region runs from base 109 to 1170 and encodes 353 amino acids. Gene Ontology annotation, biological process: carbohydrate biosynthetic process. The record is from RefSeq and is a predicted model, not a curated record.